Molecule: messenger RNA, 8454 nt
Organism: Cucurbitaria berberidis CBS 394.84
Lineage: Eukaryota; Fungi; Ascomycota; Dothideomycetes; Pleosporales; Cucurbitariaceae
Product: glycosyltransferase family 4 protein
Exons: 5
Coding region: 1-8454 (2817 amino acids)
Molecular function (GO): glycosyltransferase activity
Source: RefSeq, a predicted model, not a curated record
AUGACGUUGUCCUACCUUGGCCUGUCGGCUGUUGGCUGGGAUACUAUGUCUAGGUCUACAUGGAACAAGGUCAUUGGAAUUUUCUUGCUAGCCACCACUGUCCUGGCUGCACUGUAUCUAAUAUAUCGAUUAAUAUUGAUCCUAAGGGGCUACUUGAAAGGAAGGAAACAGCGAGUUACAGUUCCGAGAUCUGUUGCGCAACACAUCGCUCGAUUAAGACGCGGCGUCAAAUGUCUUGCGGUCGCCAAACCCGUAUCCGAAGAGCUCAAAUCUUUCGGAGUAUACCUGGGCACGAUCGACCAUCCUACCAGCCCCGCUCAAGCCCGCCUACUAUCGCAAUGGGACGCAGUCAUUCUAAACCCUUUCGCGAGCGGCGUCACAAGUGCCUUGUCCGCAUGCACCUAUACCUCCCCACGCACAAUGGGACGUGUGGAUAUUCAAUCACUCAUGGGGUUGGAGCAAGGCUCCAGCGCCGACCAAGUGAUUCGGGCGAUCCGCGCCCUGGACGAAGCUAUCGCGAAAUUCUUCAGAAACGGCGCUGAAGGAGAGUCUCCGUUCACGGGCAUCCUUUUGGCCAAUUUCUCCCAGCAUUUCUCGCCGGCUGUUUUGAAUCAACUGAUAAGCUACAUCAACGACCUCGGAUUCGAACUAUGGUUGGAGAUGUCAGGACCUGACUAUCUUUCGGACGAACAGUGCCGCGCGAUUACCAUGAAAUCAAUCGGAGGCAUCGUGUAUCGAAACGGCACUAUUCGGACCGACGGCGAACAACAAAAUUACCACCAGAUGUCAGGAAUGCGAACGGCUAUGAGGGCGAUUGCUGCUCAAAGAGUCCCUCAUGGCCCUCCCACAAUGCUUUGGGAAACGAUAAAUGACGGGGUCGAGCAUCAGUACGCCAUCACUCAACGCAGUUUUAUCUGGUGUAGGUACAACAGUGCGUUGUGCUGGAUUGGAUCUGAGUCUGCGCUAGUCGAUGUGGAGGUUGCUGCGACACAGACCAUAAGCGAGAAGCCAUUAGGUGCUCUGAUGUGGAUGAAGAACGACAAGAACAUGAAAGCCCACAACACUUGGCGCGCCAACGACAAGAUAUCCCCUGCUGUGCGCGACAAUGACGAGAUUUACGCUUCUCUCAAUGCAUUCAUCCCGGAACUGUCCUCGAGGCUGCGAUUCACCCCCCAGACAGGAAUUGCACUUCCUAUGGAGCCCACAGGCGCGAUCGGAGACCGCGUACGUUUCUCCCAGGCCCUCAAAGACCCGCGUACGAAUCCGCUAUCGAGAUCAGCAGACGGUACCGACUACACUGGUCUAGGCUGUUUUCAGCUGGGGCUUGAGGCUAGCUCUGAAGAGUUCGAAGAGCUUCUUCAAGCACAGCGUCAUCUGAAAGAUCUCAACCUCCUCCAAGAAGUCGAGGCAGAAGAGCUUCAAUCUUUCAAACAGCAGAUUCAAGCGCUGCAGAAUGCCCACGGAUCCCGAGCACUGUCCUUGGCCGCAUCCACAGCCACUGAAGAUCUCCUGGCCAUGCUAGAAUCUUCUGAAAUGGCGCAGCUUAAUGUAUAUAUAGGACUACAUUCUGGUUUCCAGACCAACGCGGAUGUCCAAUUCUGGGGCCUGUACGAUCUCGAUGCUAGUUAUGGUGGAUUGGACAUUUAUCUUUCUGGAUUUACACAAGACCGCGCAAGCACCAUCCUUCACACUUUUCUCUCUAGCCGAGGAUGCACGCGUGCUGAGUGCUUAAUGGCCGAGUUCGCAAUGGCCGAGUUGAACGGUACACUUUCAAAAACCUGGCAUCUACCUGAGCGCAUCGUAAGCGAUAUUGAGAAGCUCUCUCCCGCCGAGACAAUUCUCCUUCGCCAGCGCCUUUUACCGAAGUCUCAAGAGGAUUCGUUCCUGCUUGCUAGGCUUCGUGCUUGCUGCGAGUACCAGCUUUUGGAACGUCCUUCAAUGAUGCAGCUCCGAGCCCUGAAUGCUCAGGAAUACCUCAGCGGCAGAAUUUCGGUCGAAAGCCUGGUUCAUUCACGACUCGACUGGCUCCAGGACCAAGGAUGGGCCUACUCAGAUCCCGCUAUAGCUGUUGAGCUCUUCAAGGAGGUGGGCGCUCGUCUUCAUCAGGUCCUAAUGGAAGGCGACAGCGAGCUUUAUGAGCGACUCAGCACUGCUAUUCAGACGAUAAUGCAGAAGGAUGAAAUCGAUGCAGGGGCCGAUUUUCUUGCCCUAGCAGUCUUCUGCGCUUUCCGCAAACUCUCUCUCGACGAGAUUUACCUGGAGGUCCUGGAUCGUAACGCCUUCCCCAACCAUUCAACGGAUCAAGCAGGUGUUUUUGCUGAGAACUUUGCGGUUGGCUCACGAUGUGACUCCUUCUUCGACUUCACGCCAAGAGUCCUUGGUGUAAUCCUUGCUGCCCGCUACCGUGAAUACUUUUCGGUUCAUCAGCCGCCGGACCGGAUAGAUGGCUACACUGAACUCCCCACUGCCUACGCUGCUAUGCAAGUGGACACCGAUACUGAAUUCAAAGACAAAGCUUCAAGCCUUUACCAGGUUACGUUUCUGGGUAUCUUUGCUGUUCCUGCCCUCAUCGAUAUCUUCUUGCUUACGACCAUCGGAAGAGGACUUUACCUAACUACUUUCAUGACCUCGAACCAGAAAACAUUCGCUACUACCGCGCUCAUGAUUGCCCUUUUGAUAUGUGGUUCCAUUGGAUCUUGGAUAUCUUCUGGAGGAUGUUACUACAUCUACGCAAGCGCAUUUCCGGCUAUGAACAUGUUCGUUAUGACACGUUUCGUGGCUGGUGUUUCGGUAAUUCUGUUUGGCGCCGUCAUAUCGUUUGUGGUUAUCUCAAUUACCCAUAAUCCUGGGGAUGCGGCAGUAUUUGUCUUUUACUUUUCCAUGCUAGCAACAUACCUGCUGGCAUUAUCCGCGCUAUCCAUCUACCAGAUACCCGGAUCCAGCUUCCAAUCCGGCCGCACAGUCAUCAUGAUGUGCAUACCAAUCCUCUUCAUCUCGCCAGUUUUGACAAUAUUCGUCCAGCAUGAUAUAGCGGUAUAUCUCUCGGUCCUCUCGAUUUUCCUGUUCUCGUUACUUUUCGGGGCUCGCCAGGUCAUGUCAAACUGGUCGACAUGGUAUCUGAACAUUCCGGUUGUCACUGAUGCUGAGGUUGUAACUUGGUAUACGAAGAAGCAUGACACCGUGGCUUCCGGAGAUGAUAUGAAGAGACUAAGUGCAACCGGUCAGCCAAGAAAUGAGCUCCAUGCCGCUGUCCUCAAGGAAUCCAACCGCUCCUUCUGGAACGUGAAGACCAAGGAUCCACUCGUGUCGAAGCUGGCCGCUGGAUAUGCGUCAACGAGGUUUCUGAUGACUUGGUACUGCCGCCACAGAAGAACAGCAAUGCCACUAGCUUAUAGCCCAACGUGGAACCUCACGCUAAAAGCUGGUCUUGAAAACAUCACGAAUAUGCAGAAGGGUCUCAAGCUUCACAAUGCCUUCCUCCAUUGGCGCCACACUGGAUCGGACGUUUGGUCCGGCAUCCUAUAUUUCGUUGUUGCACUGACCGACAAGUGGGCCUCGCUUUUCACCAACGGUGGUCUUGUUGGUCUUUCUGCAGCUAGCACCGAGACGUUCCGUUUAGCCGUUGGGUUCGGCUUGUGUUACUAUCUCAUCGGCGCGGUAUCUUUGGACACCGUGUCGCAACCUCUCUGGAUCGCCGCAAACGAGAAAACAGUUCAGCGAAUCACCUCUCUCAAAUCGCUACGGGAAGCUACCACGAAUGAUGCGAGCGCGAGGCGACAGCUCUACUUCAAGAAUCUUACCAAGUUCUUCUUCCUACAUCUUUGGGGCGUCGCAAUUACUGCUGCGCUGAUGUGGACCUUUGACAGCGCUAUGGAGGCCAUGGUCCUGUAUCUGGCAUAUAUCGGUGCUUACACCGGUUUACUUUUCUACCAGUACAACAAAAUAUUCUGCGGUAAUAAUGGUGCGAAGUCCCUCGCGCUGGCUUCAAUCCUUGGUAUACCAGCUGGUAUCGUCCUACAUCUCAAACUGGAGCAUUGGGCAUAUAGUGGUGUCACAGGCCUGGGCUUUGCUACCUGGAUCGCUGGUCUUCACUCACUCUAUAUUACGAAUAUCGGUUUCCCGAACAUUUUCCAUAUCAAGUCUCUAUCGACACCUGUAGCAGCGUCUCUAGACGAGACUGACUUCAAGGAGAAGCCACUUGCCUACUCUUGUAGCUCCAUGGAACCUUAUCCAUAUCUUUCUCAGGCCACUCUAGCGAAGUCUUUCGAGUCCAUUCAGUACCUCCCAACGGAGCAGCGAUUUCAGUUGAAACCCUCCGAACACCCCGGUGCUCGUGUACUGGAAUUCCUAGUUCACCGCAGCAAAGCUCCCAGGCCCGAAGUCGUCAAUGCCGCUUUUCCAUUAGCACAGCAAAUGAUCGAACGUGCUGUAGAGCUUUGGAGCGCGGGUAGCACGGUCAUUGAGUUGGUGAGCGCCAGCUGCUUUCCCCAAAGCGAACAAAACUUACGAUCUAUCUCUCGGAAACACGGCGACGAGCUCCACGUCCUCGUAGCGCUUGGCACGAAAUCUACUGACUGGACUAUGGAUAUCCACCGCAACUCAAGGAUCAUCGCCGAAGCUCUAAUGCAGGCGACCUGUGAACAUCAUCUAGGGAUGUCGCACGACCACUCCAUGCUCGCACAACUGGUUGCUGUCGACGAGAUCCAUAGCAAGGAAGCCCAAAUCCCCGAAGGUUUCAAGCGCCAUCUUGAGACGUCGAUUAAGGAACGCGCCCGUGUUGUUCGCUAUGGCAACAAGAUGCUAAUUCGUCAUCUUUGUCUCGGAGUGAAUAUCGAGACCGAAUGGGACAAUCUGCCAAACGAGAUAAGAGCAUUUCUCCUCAAGCACUGCGCGGGUCAGUCAGAAACCCUUUCUGCCACCGAGGAAGCUUGGAUUACAUCAAGAACGCUAGCCACGGAUGGAUUCAACUGUGAUGAAUACAUUGCCCGGUAUGAUCUCAGCGCCGCUCUCGCCGCUUCCGUCAUCGCAUACGCCAAAUCGUUCGGCUCCAAUCGUGGCAAUAUCGGAAGUGACGUUGACAGUCUAUACUUGAACGAUGAAGAAGUCUUCGCAAAUUCAAACUUAGCCGUCGAAAUAGCUAAACGAGGUCCCUUCAAGCAAGUUUUGUUCCGUUUCACGAUGGUAUGGAAAGCUUGCAUCAAGUUCCUCAUCCUUGCACUUGUCGCCGAUCCUGAAUAUCAACGAGAACUGGAUUACAUGAUCGGGACGAAACCCAUGUUCAUUCACUGGCCAGUAACAUUCUUGCUUAACGGUAUCUGGAUGUACGUGAAGUUCUUACAAGGUCUCAUCAUUCCAGUGGUAUUGCUACAUGGGCGCGACAAUGUUAAAGAGCUCCGAAGCAACAUGCAAGGCAUGAAAACCGUCUUGAAGAAGAACCGAAUCGUCAUUGAGAACCUCCGGGGACCAUCAACCUGCUUCUGGUCGCGUCAAGAGGAUGGUAGCGUUCGCCUUCGUCAAUUCAUUGGCACGCACGAUAAGGAACCUGAAGACUCCAAACAGCUCGUAGCGAUCAACACCUAUGGCGACAAGUUUCUCCUUCGCCAACGCGAAGAGUACAAAGGCGAGAAAAUGCUCAAUAUGUUCACUUACGAAUAUCCAAAGGGUAAGAAGUCUAGCGGUUUACCACUACAGCGACAGUGUAUUCAAGGCAGGCUCCUUGGUGAAAUUGUGCAGUAUGACUGGAGAGGGUACAUCACUACUGGAUCGACGUUCCGCGACAUCAAUCCCGUUCAAUUCACUUACUGGUACCGCCAAAACGCCAAAUUCGAAGACGAGCUUCUUCGCGGAGAGUACGUCCUGCCUCACAUUACCAUCCGUAUAAUGUGGAGCAUGCCACCUCGCACCCGUCCCGAACGUUUAGAUCAUUGGGUACCAUUCCCGAAGGUCACUGAGGCUACCUUCAUCGAAGGCGAUGAUGUUUAUCAUUCCACAUGGGCGUAUGAGCACAAGUUCCAUCCAGAUAUAUCGACAACCCUAAAUGGAGAGCCCGUGGAUACGCCCAAGAUGAUUACAGAGGACUGGUUUCAUGUUCUGGACAAGCCACAGAAGCUUGGCUUCCUCAGCGACAAUCCGCUUAUUAACUUCUCUUCGGUUUCCUCAAACAUUGUCUCCCGGCUACUCGGCUUCAACGUUAAGCGCUAUCCCAUGUCAACCGCUCAUGCUCGAACGCAACUCUGGAAGCUAUGGAAAGGUGGGCGUGACCUUGAUGCGGUCACUGCUAGGUGGCUCGAUGAGGAUCUUCUACGUUCCGAUAGCUCUCUAAAGUCAUACUGGCGCAGCCGUGAUCUUGGAAUGCUUGAUCGUGCGACGAAUUUCCUUGACGAGCAUGCCGAUACUAUCAUGGCGAGAACUGAUGUCGACUCCGAGAUCAGUGCCUGGGUGCACGUGGCGUAUAAUAUCUCCGAUCUUUAUAGCUUCGGGUCCGGUGGCGACACGACAAUCAACACCCGAAAGCAUACCGGCGAAAUUCAGGACAGUGACGAUGAGUUGCACGUCAUGGCUAUGGAUACAUCGACCUGGCCCUAUGAGCCGGGCGGUGUUUCUGCUUGCCGUCGCGACAUGGUUAACGAUCUCAAGACAACGAAUGACUAUGGUGUACCAAAGUUCCAGAUUGAGCGAAACGUCAAGUCCCUCACUGUUUUGCCUCUCUGGGGUCUCGACUUUCUCAACCCAACUCACGGCAUGCUUGAAAACUGCCUCGACUCAGAAGUUGUCGAGAGGUCUUACGAUACCCGGACCUCUGACAUCCGCCAACAUUUUAUCCCAAUUCUGACUAGCCUGGUUCGAUGCGCACGGACCAACCAUCUUACCCGUCAACAUCUAGAAGAGGCUACCAAGGCACUUGUUGACCUCAACACGUACUUUGAAUCGUCUCGCAGUUGGAACGAUGUCUGGAGCAGCGAAAUCGUUAAGACUACUUGGCGUGAGCUUUGGCUGUCUGAAAACAUGCCAGACACCCUAACGGUUUCUCAAUGGUGGGACUUUGAAAAGCCGACUAUGCAGCAACUGGACCAAGCACUCAACUUGUGGUGUCGAUACCUCUUUAUAUUUUCUAUUCCGGUACCAGAGAAGCUACCCGACAUCUUCCAAGCAUCACACCAUUUUACCGGCGCGACGUUCGGUAUCCUGUGUAAGGUCAAACGUAAAGUCAGUCUUCAUGUUUGGGAUCACUGCAUCAGUUUCCGCGAAUUCACCAUUUUCAUGUCAUCCGCCGUAUCGUUCGACAUGCCGUUCGUUAACAGCUCCCUCAUGUCUCUCGGACACUUGGCCUGUGUUCUCCUUGAACAUCAUGCUGAUGUAGUCCUCCCAUGCUGCGACUACUACAAUCCCGGAUGGGAGGUUGAGCUAGGCAGUGCGGAGGGUUCACUCGAGCAUCGCCGAACUUUCGCUCGCAAGAUCGAUCCCGUUGUCAACGGAAUUUGCAACAUGGAAAAGUUUGAGCCUAUCAAGACUAUCAAGACCGACACCCCUACCGUAGUCAUGUUGUCGCAUGUCCAGUACGUCAAGGACAUCAAGAACGCAAUUUUGGCCACCGACCUUAUUGUGAACAAAUGGGGCUUCAAAGACUACCGGCUCCAUAUCUAUGGGGACAUGGAACGCGCUGCUGGUCACUCAACAGAAUGCCAGGAACUCAUCGCUGCCAAAGGCCUUGGUGAUUCCUGCGUGCUAAAGGGUCUCGGUAAUGCUUCACUUGUACUCCAGGACGCUUGGGUCUUCCUGAACUCCUCCAUCUCUGAAGGCCUACCGUUGGCUAUGGGUGAAGCCGCUUUAACCGGUGUCCCCGUCGUCUGUACUGACGUCGGCGCCUCAUACUGCGUUGUCACCGACCGCUCGACCGGUGAUGCUUUCAGUGAGGUAGUACCACCGAACGAUUGCGAAUCGCUCGCUCGCGCUCAAAUUAACAUCCUGGCACUUCUCGGCAAGUGGUCUUCUCACGCUGAAGAUGCCCCUGGUGUCUUGCCUCCCGUUCUCUCGUAUCCCGUCCCGACCGCCGACGAAGUCAGCGCCAUCUCCCAACGCAUGUACGACAAGAAAGACCAGCGUCGCAAACUCGGUAUGAUGGGUCGCGAGAACGUUCAAAAGAACUUCAGCUCAGAACGUUAUCUCCGAGAACACGAGCAGAUGCUCUGGAUCGGAAAGUACCGUUCGCCCAAUUAUCGCGCCGCGCUUCGCGCACACAACGCGACAACAGGCAAUGGCAUUUACGCAGCUGAAAAUCUGAGUGCAAAUAACUCCGCUACAUGGCUCGGUGCAGAGAAGAAGAACUUCGGUAUCUCCAUGACGGUGCUUCCUCGCCAGCUUAGCACGCCUAGAUUGACGCCGGAUAGGUGGAGUAGUGCCCCCAGUAGUCGGGCGAGUAGUAUCUGGAGGGGAAAGGAGACUGUUCCGUGGUAA